Molecule: messenger RNA, 1757 nt
Organism: Ceratina calcarata
Lineage: Eukaryota; Metazoa; Arthropoda; Insecta; Hymenoptera; Apidae
Product: leucine-rich repeat-containing protein 28-like
Exons: 7
Coding region: 457-1692 (411 amino acids)
Cellular component (GO): cytoplasm
Molecular function (GO): protein binding
Source: RefSeq, a predicted model, not a curated record
AGGAAAUCCAAGUUGGUAGUCGCGAACUAUCAGCUGUUUUUACACGUUUUUGUUGUAAAUAAACAGUAUAAACACACAUUGUUCAACGCGUAUUGAUUAUUAUGAUAAACAAGUGAUCGGUAAGAUUGGAAAAGGAUAAUGAAUAAUCGGAUAGCCGGCUAUUUGUAUAAAACCAUUAAAAGGCAUGUUUCACAUUAAUUAAUUCCUUGUGAUUAUCUUGUUUAUAAAUCACAUGUUUAACCAGAUUUAACAAUGUGUCUCAUAAAAUUUAAUCAAAUAAAUUAUGCAGUAACAUAUCAUUAUUUACCUACUGUUCACUUUAUUUCAUCAUUGUUAUGGAAACACAGGCCAAGUUAUUUUGAGCAUAUCUUGAAGGUUGAUAACCAACCUCAGAAAUUCAGAAUCUACUCCUUCAAUUUUAUACAUGAACACAAUUUUGAUUAAACUUAUUUACAAAUGGACUCAGAUUCUACAGAAAUGGUAAAUGAAAUCAAAAGCAAGGUAAUAUUACACUGGAAUUGCCGUGGACUCACGGAAUUUCCUGAAGCAAUAAGGAUCUAUGGAGGUCACAUACAAGAAAUAUAUUUAAAAUGGAAUAAGCUUACUACCUUACCACCGUGGAUUAUGGAAUUGUUCAAUGUUACUAAUUUAUACAUCUAUGGAAAUCUAAUGAAGGAAGUACCUGUAGGGCUUUGUCAGAUGACUCAGUUGACAGUCCUUGACUUAAGUGCUAAUCAAUUGAAGCAAAUACCUCCUUGUAUAGGAAACUUAGUUAGUUUAAGAAGUUUAUUGUUAAAUCAAAAUUAUUUGGAAAAGUUACCGCUCGAAAUGAAUCAAAUGCAUAAUUUAGAAAUCUUAUCAAUCUCUGGAAACAAAUUUUUUGCAUUGCCAGAAUGGAUGGGUUCCUUGCCUAAAUUAAAAGAAUUAAACGCAGACAAUAAUUGUCUCAAGGAACUCCCAAACAGAUUGACAUUAGCACCACAAUUGUCAACAAUUUCUGUGUGCUCUAACAGGCUGAGGUAUUUACCACUGAAUGGAUUUCUAUCAUCCCCUUGCAUUAGGUUUGAUGCAAAUAUGUAUUUAAAUUAUUUGUCUUUUCCACUUCUUUAUCAAUUAACUUCACAAGUUCAAAAUACACUUACUCAAGAUUAUAGAAAUAUUUUGGGAUAUGGAUGCUUUAGAAUGCAGUACGAGGACACAACGUUACAUGCAAAUAUAAAAUUAAAGAUAAAUGCAUUGCAUGAAGAGGAUACUGAUUACAUAAUUGAGUUGCCACGUCAGCUACUGAAAGUUUAUAACGUAGAAGAAAAUACUGUUGUUUCUUUGUGGGAAUUAGCAUUGAGAAAAAUUUAUACCGAAAGGUAUAAACAUACACUUAAUAUUUCUGUAUCACCUAUAAAUAUCAAUGUUCAAUAUGAACAAAUCGCGACAAAGAACUGCCAUAAACUUGAUUUUACAAUGCAUUCUAUUAAUUAUGCUUCAUGUAACUUGUUCACAAAUGGCCCAGCUAGCAUUUGCGUAAAUUCUCGAUGUCAACAGCCAAUCUUCGCAGAAGCUUGGAUUAUUGUUGGAGUUAGUCAUUAUAUAGAGUCUAUAACAACAGUUGCAUUAUGCUGCUGUAAAAGAUGUGCUUUCGAAUUUUCUAAAGAAUCCAACAUGACAGUGAGAUACAAAUGGCAUUGUAUAAAUUAACUAUAUUUUGUUUUAAAAAAUUCUGUAAAUAGUAAAAUAAAAGAGUUUAAUGUCUUUAAAUUAAA